Cornus florida is the source of this 2452-nucleotide messenger RNA. RefSeq names its product F-box/kelch-repeat protein SKIP11-like. Gene Ontology annotation, cellular component: nucleus. Lineage: Eukaryota; Viridiplantae; Streptophyta; Magnoliopsida; Cornales; Cornaceae. Gene Ontology annotation, molecular function: protein binding. The record is from RefSeq and is a predicted model, not a curated record. The transcript is spliced from 2 exons. Bases 412 to 2055 code for a protein of 547 amino acids.
AUACACGUACAUCAAUAUAAAUUUUGAGAGAGAGAGAGAGAGAGAGAGAGUUAUAGAGAGAGAGAGGACCCUCAAAGAUUUUGCCCCGAAGCCCAAACAGAAGCCUGCCUUAUUUGCAGAGAGAGAAUACAAAGGACGACUUAAAGCGAGAACGCGAAGAACAGAAACUGCAGAGGCAGACUCUAGAGAGAGAGAGAGUAGAGAGAGAAAGACAAAUUGGUUGGCCAUACAAUUCAAUCAACUCAUCGUCUUUCUUCUUAUCCAAUCCGUGGUUUUUCGUGUUUGAAAAAGAUUUUGGGGCUUGAGUUGCCAAUUUUUGACAAGGGAUUUCGGUCUGGUGAGGAAGAAAGAGGGAUUUGGAUCGGUUUGGGUUGGUAAAAUUGGUGUCUUCCUUGGAUUAACCACUUAGACAUGUUUGAAGAGAGCUCUUGUGUAGCUUCGAGGGGCUAUUCGAUAACCUGUGAACCCGAAAACAAUUGGGUUUACAUGAAUAACAGCAAGCGGCCAUUGGAAAUUCAUGGUGACAAAGAAGUUAAAAGGAAGUUGUCUAAGCAAUUGCGCGCUCAUGAAAGGGUCGAACAGCCUCUAGAGUUGCAUGACACUUCAUCCAGCAGUGGUCGGUGCAGCUCGCACAAUCCAGGGCUGUCACUCAAUGAGGAAGCCCCAGCGGAACGGUCAAAUAAGAAUGAACAGUCAGUGUCCUCAGAGGACCAAUCUGGUAGUCACGGUCAAGCUGGGGAUAAUUCAGACUGGGCUCCCCUUAUCCAUCAAAUUGGCGACGAAACUAACAGUGGACAAUUAACGACCUCAGCAGACCAGUCUGGUAACCAGCGUCAAGCAGGGGAUACUUCAGACUCAGCUCCCCCUAUCCAUCAAAUUGGCAACGAAACUAACAGUGGACAAUCACCGUCCUCAGCACACCAGUCUGGUAACGAGCAUCAAGAUGGGGAUAAUACUGGUGACCAGCGUCAAGCUGGGGAUAAUUCAGAUUCAGCUCCCCUUAUCCAUCAAAUUGGUUAUGAUCCCUCAAUUAACUGUCUCGUUCGAUGCUCAAGAUCUGAUUAUGAUUCUAUAGCAUCUCUGAACUCAAGCUUCCACUCUCUCAUUCGGAGUGGUAAACUUUAUACACUGAGGCGGCAGGAAGGUGUGAUUGAACACUGGAUCUAUAUUUCUUGCCGCCUCCUUGAGUGGGAAGCUUUUGAUCCAUAUCGUGGCCGGUGGAUGCACUUGCCACUGAUGCCUUUCAAUGAAUGCUUCAUGUGUUCAGAUAAGCAGUCCUUGGCUGUUGGUACUGAGCUCCUCGUAUUUGGAAAAGAGCUGACUUCCGAGGUCAUAUACAGAUAUAGUUUGUUGACAAACACAUGGACUUCUGGAAUGAGGAUGAAUGCUCCAAGAUGCUUGUUUGGGGCUCACAGCCUCAGGGAGAUUGCUAUUUUUGCUGGUGGUUGUGAUUCAGAUGGCAAUAUCCUUAGUACCGCAGAACUUUAUAAUUCUGAAACUGGAACUUGGAUGGAACUCCCAAGCAUGAAUAAGCCGCGGAAGAAUUGUGCUGCAGUAUUUAUGGAAGGAAAGUUUUAUGUGAUUGGCGGAAUUGGAGGAAGUGAUUCAAAGCUUCUUACAUGUGGAGAGGAGUAUAAUUUGGAGACAAGAAGUUGGACCAUAAUCCCUAACAUGUCCCCUGUAAGGACUGGAGCAGCCAGGGAAAUAGAGAUACCUGCUACAGCAGAGCCACCCCCUAUGGUUGUUGUUGCAAAUAAUGAGAUGUAUGCAGCUGAUCAUGCAGACAUGGAAGUGAGGAAGUAUGAAAAGGAUAGUGGAGUUUGGGUUACCGUGGGGAGAUUGCCUGAACGGGCAAGCUCCAUGAAUGGUUGGGGCUUGGGAUUUAGGGCAUGUGGAGAUCAGCUCAUUGUUAUAGGUGGACCUAGAGCUUUGGGUGAUGGGCUUAUAGAAAUCAAUUCAUGGGUCCCAAGUGAAGGCCCUCUGCAUUGGAACUUACUUGCCCAAAAGCAAUCUGGUGGUAACUUUGUUUAUAACUGUGCUGUGAUGGGAUGCUGAAGAUUUGGACUUGGCGGCACUGCAUACACUGUUAUGGCACCUUGCACUAGAUGGGAUCUACAUGAUUCUUAUCUUCAUCAGCACAAGGUUCUUCCUACUGGGUAAUUCAUCCCAACUCUUUUUCUUUUUCGUUUUUUUUUUUUCCCAAAUGGAGGAUGGGGGAGAAUAUCAGAAUUUACCCAAGAUUCAACAAUCUGUUUUCUAGGAAGAAGGUUUUGAGUUAUUUGUUCAAAACCCUAUUUAUGUUUUCUUCCAUUGAAUUUGUCUUCCCCCAUUUUCAGUAACAUGAGAAUUUUCAAAGGUGAGCAUUGUGUAGCGAAGGGACAGGUUUUAAUAAUUUGAAGUACCAAUAUAUUGGUAGGUUUUACUUGGUGUUUGCCAAAGCCUUUUUCAAGAA